AUGAGUGUAAAACAAGCCUGCAUCUUUCUCAGAGGAGGAACCAGCAGAAAAAAAAGAUCUCUUACACCUGAUGAGAUUGAAGAGUUACGGGAGGCUUUUGUGGAGUUUGACAAAGACAAAGAUGGUUUAAUCAGCUGUAAGGACUUGGGGAACCUAAUGAGGACGAUGGGCUACAUGCCCACUGAAAUGGAGCUCAUAGAGCUGAGCCAGAACAUCAACAUGAAUCUGGGGGGACGGGUGGACUUCGAGGACUUUGUGGAACUUAUGACCCCCAAGCUUCUGGCUGAAACUGCCGGGAUGAUUGGACUGAAGGAACUCAAAGAGGCAUUCAGGGAGUUUGACAUUGAUGGAGAUGGUUCGAUCACAUCUGAUGAGCUGAGACAUGCCAUGGUGAAGUUAUUAGGAGAAAAAACCUGCGAAAAGGAAAUCGACGCAGUGGUCAGAGAAGCUGACAAUAAUGGAGACGGAACUGUUGAUUUUGAGGAGUUUGUGAAAAUGAUGUCGCAGAAAUGA
This is a messenger RNA of Cheilinus undulatus (humphead wrasse), 513 nucleotides long. RefSeq names its product calcium binding protein 5b (gene cabp5b). The transcript has 6 exons. The coding region runs from base 1 to 513 and encodes 170 amino acids. Gene Ontology annotation, molecular function: calcium ion binding. The record is from RefSeq and is a predicted model, not a curated record. Lineage: Eukaryota; Metazoa; Chordata; Actinopteri; Labriformes; Labridae.